Molecule: messenger RNA, 486 nt
Organism: Acanthoscelides obtectus
Lineage: Eukaryota; Metazoa; Arthropoda; Insecta; Coleoptera; Chrysomelidae
Source: the annotation of a GenBank genome assembly
AUGUCAGUUCCCAGUUUAAAUAAAACAUUUUCGCGCCAUAAUUUAUUGCAAUUACUCUCUGUUUUCGGCAACGAAGUGCCACAUCAGUCGACAAUUUCCCGUUGGUAUGGAAAAUUCAAACGUGGACGUGGGCAAGUCUUAGCGAUGCCAAAAGUCAUAACCGAGCUUCAAAAAAUCAACCCCGAAAGAAGAAUCAUCCGCCACCAAGACAAUGCAAGCUCGCACACAGCCCAAAAAACAAGGCAGUAUUUAACGGAGGAAAACGUGGAAUUAUUGGACCAUCCUACAUAUAGUCCCGAUCUAAGUCCUAACGAUUUCUUUACUUUCCCGAAAAUUAAAAACAGACUGCGUGAAGAAGCAGUUGACGCAUUCAAAAAUGCCGCUUUGGAUCUGCCAGCAAACGAGUGGAAUAAGUGCUUCGAAAAUUGGUUCGAGCGCAUGCAGAUGUGUAUUAAUCUUCGUGGAGAAUACUUCGAAAACCAAUAA